AUGGCCCUGUUCAAGAAUGUCCUGCUUAUCGGAGCAGGUGGAAACCUAGGUGUCCCUGUCCUUAAAGCAUUCCUAGCUUCCCCAUAUAAAGUCGGCAUUUUGACCCGCAAAGAGUCGACAUCAACAUUCCCUAAAUGCGUGCCUGUCUUUAAAGCCGACUAUACCGAUGUAUCCUCCAUCAAACUUGCAAUGGAAAGUCAGGAUGUGGUGAUUAGCAUGGUCGGCGGCAUCGCAGCAGGCGACCAACAGGUAUUCAUCGAUGCCGCUCUCGCCGCCGGUGUGAAAAGAUUCUUGCCCAGCGAGUUCGGUCCCUAUUCGCGGAACCCCGAAUUUGCCGCACUGAACCCUCCAUUGAUUUCUUGGUCGAGUCUUGUUACCGGUGCGUUCUUCGACUGGGCCAUGAAAGUCGGAUUCUUCGGUUUCGACCUCGCCUCAAAAACUGUGACUCUCAUCGACGGCGGCACCUCGAAAGAUAUUCUAGAUGUGGUUGAGAAGGUCGAUGGCCAGAAAUGGACGGUAAGGCAUGUUACGUCCGAGGAGGUCAUCUAUAAUGGCAAGAGAAGGCUUGCGGCGGGUGAUUUCGCCGGAAUCAUGGACUUGACUAGGGGUGGGGCAUUUGGUAAACGGGCACUGGGAGAUGAGAGUUCACAUGGCUUCUGGAACGACGAAUUAGGGCUCCCAAAAGAGGAUAUAGAACAGACUAUUAGAAAUAUGCUCUAG
Molecule: messenger RNA, 720 nt
Organism: Penicillium canescens
Lineage: Eukaryota; Fungi; Ascomycota; Eurotiomycetes; Eurotiales; Aspergillaceae
Exons: 4
Coding region: 1-720 (239 amino acids)
Source: RefSeq, a predicted model, not a curated record